AUGGCUUUAAGAAGUGGACGUGACACGUUUUUGCUUCUUUUAGUUUUGGUAUUAUCCAGUAUUAUAAUCCACGAUCGGAUAUUCGAAGAGACCAUAAGCAAAGCAGUGGUUACCAAGCCAUUUGGUAGAGAUAUUACUAAGUGCGAAUGCGAUUCCCAAAUUAGCGAAGUCAAAAGUAAGAUUCUAACAACAACAACAACGACUACUUCGACUCGUGUACCUGAAUCUACCAAGCAAAUCUCUAAUGCGGCAAUUGCAAGAACCAAGGUUACGACACUUGGAUUACCAAAGCUUUUAUCUGUUCCCGGGUUAGUCAAUUUGAACACAGCGUUUGGGAGUACAAUAUGGAGACAGUACCUCCCAGAGUUAGAUGCCCAUCUUACUAAAGUGGAAAGUGGGUUUGUAAAAUGGCCGGUUGAUGUACGAAAAACGACAAGCCCUAAUACAACCGAGUUAACUGUGGAGACGGGACAAGCACCCCUGUUUGUUGGUGAUACUUUGAAAGCUACUAUAAUUGCUAGGGACUUUGACGGUAACGAUAAAACCUACGGUGGAGAUUAUUUUAUUGCAAGGUUGAUAAGAAUCCUCCCCGAUGGAAAGACAAACAACGAUGGUAUAGCUUGCCAUAUAGAAGACGAAGGGACUGGGACGUACAAAGUAUCCGUGCCUCUUUUAUGGAGCGGGAAGUCACAUUUGAUUGUUCAUAUGGUUCAUUCAAGCGAAGGAAUUACACAGCUUGUUCAUAAUACUUCCGCGUAUAUUGGACCUGGCGCCAUCCACCAAGCUACGUUUCCACAGGGAGAGAAAACUCAAUGUGAUGUGAUGCUUGCUGGUCAAAAGCAAGAAAAUACGUGCGACUUUUCCGAGCCUGAAAAAGGUGUGUCUUGGUUCUGUGUAAAACCAAAAAACGAAAGUUGUCCGAAAGCUGUGACCUGGAUGGAAACAACGUAUACCUGGGCAGCCGAAACCCAUCUGAUCAUGGGUGUCGUAGACCCACUGUAUCAAAAAGAUAUAAACUGGAACGUUCGUAUCAACGGUUCGGGGAGCGCUGUUGUUGUUUUCGAUGAUGGACAGAACGACAGGAAAGAACUAACAACGUGCAAAACGAACAGUGGGAUACAAACACUGGAUCCUAAUUUACCGGCUGGGUUAUUCAUAGACGGCAGGUGGAAAUCACUACACUGUGCAAAUCAGGAUAGCAACAUGGCGCGUUUGAAGCGGUGCUUUCAAAAUAAGGUUGUGUACCUGAUUGGUGAUUCUACAAUGCGCCAGUGGUACUAUGAAAUUGCUGGAGAAGCCCAGCUUGUGACUAAAAGCGAAAACACAACUGUGGUCUGGCAGCAACCGCGGACCGGUACGAACAAAGCAUACAACAUUACGGUAUAUUACCGAGGCCAUUCGAACCCAGUCCAUAACCCAGGGCCACCGCGUAGCAGUCCGUUUCUGACCGAUACAAUCGAUGAAAUUACGGGAAGUGAUGGCAAAGAUAUAAUGAUUUUCUUUAACAUCGGUUUACAUUUUAACCUUUAUGACCCUUCUGUUUUUCUACAAAGACUAACUGCUGUUAAGAAUUCGUUCAUUACCUUACUACGUCGGCUACCUAAAGCAAAGAUUGUUAUUCGUGGGACAAAUGUACAUAAAAAUAGCAAAAUUACUUGCCCGUCCCAUUGGUUUAGUUACAGAUUUCAUAAAAUCCUACAAACAUUUUUCUCCGAUAUUCCCGGUGUUGGUUUUCUUGAUACGUGGGACAUGACAACUGUUCACCCACAAGAAGAUGUGCACCCCGAUAAAAAUAUGGUGCUUAGCCAAAUUACAAUGAUGCUUUCUUAUGUAUGUGGAACUAUAUAA
Messenger RNA from Ciona intestinalis (vase tunicate), 1848 nucleotides. Its product is annotated as NXPE family member 3-like. Lineage: Eukaryota; Metazoa; Chordata; Ascidiacea; Phlebobranchia; Cionidae. The record is from RefSeq and is a predicted model, not a curated record.